This is a messenger RNA of Spodoptera exigua (beet armyworm), 303 nucleotides long. NCBI's taxonomy places the organism in Eukaryota, Metazoa, Arthropoda, Insecta, Lepidoptera, Noctuidae. The record is from the annotation of a GenBank genome assembly.
AUGAGCUCCGAGCGUGCCUUGAAACUGGUCGAGUAUUUCACGAUUAUUUUGAUCGUGACGGUUGACGGUGUGCUAAGUAAUGUCGUGGGUCGGGGACACGACACCUUUCGGUUUUAUUCCUCUCAAAUCUUAUUAGAAGUAGAUUUUAUGGUGGCUAUGGAAAAGAACAAGAAAUGUAAGGACACUAUUGUGCCAAAAAAGAAUGGAUUCAGUGAUCAAAACGGUAAUAAGAAGGCUGACGCUAGCCCCGCAACCUCGGCUGAACAUCAGCCCUAUAGGGCCCCGUCUGUGGUGGCUAAAUGA